Messenger RNA from Rhagoletis zephyria (snowberry fruit fly), 621 nucleotides. The record is from RefSeq and is a predicted model, not a curated record. Lineage: Eukaryota; Metazoa; Arthropoda; Insecta; Diptera; Tephritidae.
AUGGCCUUUGGAGGUGGUGGCUCCAAGGGCGGCUCUUCAGGCUAUGGUGGAGGUGGUAGUGGUAUGUCCUCGAGAGGCAUGUCCGCUGGUGGAGGUUAUGGCGGAGGCAGUGGUGGCGGCGGUAUGUCCGGAUACGGAAUGGGCGGCGGAGGUGGUCAGGUGGUGCAGGCGGCAGUGCAGAGCAAGCACCAGAUCGAGUACAGGGACGUUCCUAGCUCGCAGGAAACAGUUCCAACCACCAUCGAGGUGGGCGCCAACAGUGUCCCUCUGAACAUUCUCUUCCGAAGUGCCUCAUCGAACCUGAACAUUCAGCAGAUGCACGAGGGUGCCGGUGGCAGCAACCAGGAGACCAGCAGCGAGGAUGAGCCCCAUCUGCUGAAGCACCAAGUGACCAAGCCAAUCAUCCAGGAGGAGAUCCAACCAGUGCAGGAGGAGAUUCUCACUAUCGUUGCCCGCGGACAGGACCAGAAGAAGGACAGCUACGGAGGAAGCGGAGGUGGCGGUGCCGGCGGCGCCGGUGGCUACGGAGGCGGUGCCAGCAAAAUGUCGCAGAUGUCCUCGUACGGCGGAAGCGGCGGCGGCGCCGGCGGAAGCUCGGCUGGUGGUCGCAAGGGCUACUAA